Messenger RNA from Petromyzon marinus (sea lamprey), 3359 nucleotides. Its product is annotated as calreticulin-like. Gene Ontology annotation, cellular component: endoplasmic reticulum membrane; endoplasmic reticulum. The record is from RefSeq and is a predicted model, not a curated record. Gene Ontology annotation, molecular function: calcium ion binding. Gene Ontology annotation, biological process: protein folding; ERAD pathway. NCBI's taxonomy places the organism in Eukaryota, Metazoa, Chordata, Hyperoartia, Petromyzontiformes, Petromyzontidae.
AAUCAACUGCGUUGUCGUUGGGGCCGCGGCAGCCAAUCUGCGCCGUCCGUGUGGCGGGCAGCCGUCACGAGUUUGUGGUUGGCGGCGGUGGUGGUGGUUGUUGCUGCUGCUGGUGCUUGUAAUUGUUGUUGUGGUUCUUAUCCGUCAGUGUUAUUGUCGUCGUCGUCGGCGGCGAUGAUGAAGGCCGUGCUGACCUUGUGGCUCACGGCCUCGUGGGCUAUGGCCGAGGUGUUUUUCGAGGAGAGGUUCAGCGACGGCGAUGGAUGGCAGCCCCGCUGGGUGGAGUCCCAACACAAGUCCGACUAUGGAAAAAUGAGGCUCUCAGCCGGUGCCUUCUACGGCGACGCAGAGAGAGACAAAGGCCUGCAGACGACCCAGGACGUGCGCUUCUAUGCCAUCUCGGCCGCGUUUCCGCCCUUCAGCAACAAGGGCCGCACGCUUGUGCUGCAGUUCAGCGUCAAGCACGAGCAGGACAUCGAUUGCGGCGGCGGCUACGUCAAGCUGUUCCCCGCCGAGCUCGACCAGCAGGACAUGCACGGGGACUCGCGAUACUACCUCAUGUUCGGCCCGGACAUCUGUGGGCCCGGCACGAAGAAGGUGCACGUGAUCAUCAACUACAAGGGCAAGAACCACCUCAUCAACAAGGACAUCCGCUGCAGGGACGACGAGUUCACGCACCUCUACACGCUGGUCCUGCGGCCGGACCAGACGUACGAGGUGAAGAUCGACGGCGAGCGCGUGGAGUCGGGCAGCCUCGAGGACGACUGGGACGUGCUGCCCCCACGCAGGGUCGAGGACCCCGCGGCCGUGCGCCCCGACGACUGGGAUGAGCGGCCGUCCAUUGAUGACCCCCACGACACCAAGCCCGAGGAUUGGGACCAGCCGGAGCACAUCCCUGACCCAGACGCCAAGAAGCCGGACGAUUGGGACGACGAAAUGGACGGGGAGUGGGAACCGCCCAUGGUGGAGAACCCCGACUUUAAGAGCGAGUGGAAACCCAAGCAGAUCAGCAACCCAGACUACAAGGGCACGUGGGUUCACCCCAAGAUCGACAACCCGGACUUCGCGUCCGACCCCAACAUUUACUAUUUCGACAACAUCGGGGUGCUGGGUCUCGACCUCUGGCAGGUGAAGUCGGGCACGAUAUUCGACAACUUCCUCAUCACCGACGAUGAGCAGUAUGCGGAGGAGGUUGCCAAGAAGACCUGGGGGCUCACCAAGGACGCGGAGAGAAAGAUGAAGGAGGAGAGAAGGAAGCGCGAAGACAGUGACAACGACGAUGGCGGUAACGAGGGGGACGCGACCCCCGGCAAGCAGGACCCUGACCCGGCCGAGGACAGCGAGGAGGAGGAGGACGAUGACGAAGAUGACGACGAGAAGGAGGAGGAGGUGGAGGAGGAGGAGGAGAAAGAUGAGGUUAAGGAGGAGGACUCGCUAGGGGAGCACUCGAAAGACGAGCUGUAAGGGAGGUCGUGAGGCAGAGGCUGGGUGGCGUGGGCUCAUUGCGGAGCUCACGCGCUGGUGCACACACCCAACGCAAAAACUGCGCCAACAACCCCCCUCCCCCGCCGCCCCGCAGCAAAGCUGCGUUUUGUGAAAGCGCUUCCACACCUGAGCCAUCUGUUGCAUGCAACCGCAUUGCUAAUGUUUGGACGUUCCCCGUCGCCAGUUGCGAGCGGUUUGCGCUACCGGCCGCUUUGCAGUCGAGGCGGAUUCUGCUUGCAAGUGGCGGUCUGCUCGGCGAUUUGCAGUGGCGUAAUUGGCCACGUGCGCGCUUGCGAACAGUCGCUGUAAGGGGCAUGGCCGGACACGCCGUUGGUGCGCGCAACUGCUCGCCCAGGCGUGGACAGAAGCAGCUCCCAAGUGAUUUAGGUUGCACGAUUUCGAGUGCGAUCGGUUGCGCAGCGGAUCGUUGGGAUGUGCAUGCAGCUUUGCAGCGCCACGGUUGUGCACGGCCGUCGAUGCGGUCUCUUGAGUGGCGGUUGAGUUGAACAGCUGGCAAUCCUCUGUUGUCACCGAGACCGAAUUGAACAGCAAAUUCCUCUGCCAUCGCAGCCCAGGUGUACACAGCACAAAGCAGGCCUACCCCGCCAUCUGUCCUCUGCUAGGCCAGCGAGAAUUCGUACAUCUUGCCUCUUCUCCACUCACGCUAUCGGCCGCUAUCCACACCAUGUCGUGAGAUGACGAUUUGCCCGCUAAGAGAACUGCCGCAGAGCAGGGCAUCGCCCCGUGUGUCAAGAGAACGGUCCGAGGAAGGUGAUAUGGCAGAACUGCUUCUGAGAUGCCUUCACGUGACCUCUUAACCCACGCUAGGGAGCGCUGCAAUUCCCCGCACGUUCCGCUUUAUUAGAGAUGGGUUUUUUGUUGCAGUCGUUGUUGACCAGGCUGAGACCAUUUACUCCCUGCGCUCGAAAACACCCAGCUUCACCCCCACCGGCUGUUGAGAUCCAGACUCGAACCCGGGGAUUCUCAUCGGCGUAGGCUCCGUGCUUAAACCUCCGCAAUUUAAAUUCACAAGUGCUGCACGAUGUGCAGUGUAAACUGUGGUCCUCCCACAGUAUCGCGUGUGGUGCGGGCGUCGGUAGGAGAUGAGGAUCCCAUCAGCGAUCGGCCAUGGUCAGUCCACUGCUGGAUGAAACACUCCCAAGUUGAGAUGACGGGGGCGGGAAUACAUCCUCCCUGACUGCAAUCAAAAUUUAACCUCACGUGCACUUUCCGUCGUCCGUGUUGCUUGUUGUCCCGUGUUUAGUGACGUAGCACUUUGUGUAAAUGAUCGUCGGGUGUCUGGAGGAAUGCGACGCGGUAGUCCGUGGUAGAGGUUUCCGCCCGGCCGGUGUAAGUGAGGUGUAGUAGUAGUAGUAGCUGUAGGCCGUGGCAGUGCUGUGAUUGGUGUUCCGAGCAGACGGGGCCCUGCGUGGAGCGGUGGCUCCGAGCGAGACUGUGAGUGGUGCGUGAAGCGCGUUUUUUCUACCCGUAGCGUGUGACCUGUGUCUUAGUGAUCAUCGCUGCGGUGUCUGGUCCGUACGAAUGACCAAGGCUGAGUGGUGAGAAGUUCAGUGUCCUCGUUCAGAACACUGAUAAAACUAGAGAUCAGACACCAAUCCCAGCUGUACCACGAGCCCCCUAGCAUUGCACCUCGUCUGCUGGCUCCUGGAGGAACCCCUGCACCUUGAAUAAGACAGAGGGAGGGAGCAAGAGGGUGGUAGGAGGGGGGGGGUAUCCCGAAUGGAAAAGAGAAAUCUGCAAAAACAAAUGCGCUUUCACGGAGAGACGGCCGUUCAGUGCUGAAUCUUCGUGGCAGAAUGGACGGGCGGACAGCAGCAGCGUCUCCAUCGCAUUCGUACAGCCGUUUCUCCUCA